This is a messenger RNA of Osmia bicornis bicornis, 4204 nucleotides long. RefSeq names its product ATP-binding cassette sub-family D member 3 (gene Pmp70). Gene Ontology annotation, biological process: peroxisome organization; very long-chain fatty acid catabolic process; long-chain fatty acid import into peroxisome. NCBI's taxonomy places the organism in Eukaryota, Metazoa, Arthropoda, Insecta, Hymenoptera, Megachilidae. Gene Ontology annotation, cellular component: peroxisomal membrane. The record is from RefSeq and is a predicted model, not a curated record. Gene Ontology annotation, molecular function: ABC-type transporter activity; long-chain fatty acid transmembrane transporter activity; ATP hydrolysis activity. The transcript is spliced from 15 exons. The coding region runs from base 1450 to 3444 and encodes 664 amino acids.
AUGAUGAGGAUGAGCAGGAUGAUGUUGAUGAUGAGGAUGAAAACGAGGAGGAUGAUGUUUAUGAUGAUUAUGAUGAUGACUGGAAGUACACGAGAGGCAUGGAAGCGUCCGCUGAACUUCGAAACAGUUUAGAUGAAUGAACUGCAGUUUCAAUACAGAAUUGAUAUUGUGCUACUUGUUACAAAUAAAAACAGGAGAGGAGAAAGUAUAAGGAAACUAAGGUGAUGAAAAGUUAUACAAAGAGAAAGGACAUGAAAAAUGUGAGAAUGGUAUAUUCGUACACGUAAAAAGGUUGUAAAAAAUGAGAACAAGUUUUAAAAAUUUAAUUGUUUUCUCUGGCUGAUCAUUAAUCAUCUGAGAAGAAGAAAUGGUUUUGAAGUAAAAUAAUGUAUACAUUUCAAAAUGAUGGAAGUAAAUAUUCAUUAUGCUACAGUAUAGAAGUGUGAGUUAGAAGGAAAAUGAGGCUGAAUUGUGAAAUGUACAAAAAAGAUACACAAUGCAAUUAAUAAUAGAUAAGAUUUCUAGAAUAAAAUAACUUUAUACAAGUGUAAUAACGAUGACUGGAAUAAUAUUCUUCCUGGAUUUUCCUGGAGUUUUGUUAUAUCAUUAUUAUUGGAAACCUUUCCUGGAGAGUGCUGAUAUCGUGAACAUUAUUCAAAAAUAAAUAUUAAUGGUUUUUUUUUUUAAAAUAAUGUAUGAAGUGAAUGUAUGAAUUUUUUUAAGGACAUUUUUAAUCAUUGAUUUAUGUAAAGCUGCACUAUUAUCAUAUUAUCAUGCUGUACAUACUAAUACCAUUUAAAUGAAUAAUUGAUAUUGAAUUACAGAUGAUUUUAACAAGUGCCAUGCACAAAUCUAUUUCACAUAAAAUUAUUUAAAGAUAUAUGAAUUCAAUAAGAAAUACCAGUAUGCAAUAUUAAUGAGUAGAAGAUGUGUAAUUAUGAAUUUAUUGGUAUGCAUUGUAUAAACAGAAACUUGUUAUGCUAAAUAAUAAUGUAAAAUUAAAAUGAAGAUAUCAAGGUUCAGGAAUGAAAGUUAAAAUCAUGUAAGUUAAAUUAUAAUCAGUCAAUUUCUGAAUCAAUGAUAGUAGUUUACAAGGAAUAGAUGUAUAUUAUACAUGUUUUAUUAUUUUCAAAAAUAAUCAAUAGUUUAUCGAUACAAGGUCAUGUAAACAAAAUUAGGUUUUUGUACUUUGAUCGGCAAUCGGCUACGCAGACGUCUGUCCACGCAAAGAUAAUGAUACAACAAUAAACACACCGACGAGGUUAAAGUAUAUAGGUGCUACCACGAGUGGUGGGACUGGCUGUAUUAUCGAUGUAGCUGAUUCAUCGAAUGGUGGACUUGCCCCACUACCUGUUCCACCUUUAUAUGCUUUAUAUCUAAAGUGAACGCAGAAGAGAACGCCUCGUAAAAAGUAGUUAAAUUUUUUAUCAUUCUCGUGCAACAGAAAGAAUGGCACCAUCCCUUAGUAAAUUUGCCUCCAGACGUACGGUGGCUGGUGCCUGUGCAUUAGCUGCUUUAAUAUGGAUUCUUAAAAAAAGAGGCAAGAAACAAGUACAAAAAUCCAGAAAUGUGUGGCCUGCCAAUGACAUUCAGUAUGUUAUUAAAGAGGAAAAACCAAAAAAUCCAAAGGCUUAUGUAAAUGCAAGAUUUUUCCGACAAUUACGUAAAUUGCUUAAAAUUGGUAUACCUUCAGUUGCGUCUACUGAAUUUGGAUUUGUUCUCAUUAUCGCUGGUUCGCUUGUCGCAAGGUCCAUUUGUGAUCUUUGGAUGAUAAAUAUAGGUACCCUGAUUGAAUCGUCAAUCGUCAACAUGGAUGUAUCUAUAUUCAAAAGAAGAUUGUUUAAGUUCUUAACUCUACUGCCUUUGAUAUCUAUUGUGAACAACGUACUGAAAUAUGGUAUAUUCGAAAUGAAGUUGAGGUUACGUACAAAUAUCACACGAAACUUGAUGGAUCAAUAUCUCAAAGGAUUUACAUAUUACAAAAUGAGCAACUUAGACAGUCGUAUAGCAAAUCCAGAUCAACUUUUAACUACGGAUGUUGAUAAAUUUUGUGAAAGUUGCACAGACCUCUAUAGCAAUGUUGCAAAACCUUUGUUAGAUAUCGUUAUCUAUGUUUAUAGGCUAACAACUAACCUUGGCGGUCAGACACCGCUAAUUAUGCUUUCCUAUCUUGUAUUUGCCGGAACGAUAUUAACUCAUCUGCGUAGACCUAUCGGGCAAAUGACGGUAAAAGAACAACGCCUCGAAGGUGAAUAUCGUCACAUCAAUUCACGUUUGAUUACAAAUUCCGAGGAGAUUGCAUUUUAUCAAGGAAACAAUAGAGAAAAAUUAACCUUAUUGACUAGUUUUCAUAAACUCGUGACACAUCUCCGCAAGUGUUUAGAAUUCAAAACACUGAUAGGAAUAAUAGAUAAUUUCGUUGGCAAAUACGUGGCAACGAUAGUUGGUUUCUAUGCAGUUAGCAUACCAUUUUUCCAAAAAAAUCAUCCUGUCCUCUCAGGAACGGCGGAUCAUCGAUUUAAGAAUUAUUAUACAUAUGGUAGAAUGUUGGUAAAACUAGCGGAAGCGAUAGGCAGAUUAGUUCUAGCUGGAAGAGAAUUAACCAAACUAGCAGGAUACACGGCCAGAGUCACUGAAAUAAAGGAAGUUCUUGACGAUCUAAACGCAGGAAAAUACGAAAGGACUAUGAUAUCCGAUUUCAAAGACGAACCGAUUGGAAGUCCCGGGGCAGGAAAAAUAGUUACCAAAGAUAACGUUAUACGAUUCGAUUGUGUACCUUUGAUAACUCCUAACGGAGAUAUUCUUGUCAGAGAACUAUCGUUUGAAGUGAAAUCUGGUAUAAAUGUACUGGUCUGUGGGCCAAACGGUUGUGGAAAAAGUUCGCUCUUCAGAAUUCUUGGAGAAUUAUGGCCAGUUUGGAGUGGAACAGUUACGAAACCUCCUCGUGGAAAGCUCUUUUACAUACCCCAACGUCCUUACAUGACGUUAGGUACUCUGAGGGAUCAAGUAAUUUAUCCCCAUACGAAGCAAGAAAUGAUGAGACGCGGACAAAUGACGGACGUGGACCUGAAGAAAUUGUUAAAUCUCGUACAGUUGAGUCAUUUGUUGGAAAGAGAAAAUUUCACAUCCAGCGAAGGACAAGGUUGGGACGUGGUGGCUGACUGGAUGGAUGUUUUGUCGGGUGGCGAAAAACAACGCAUAGCGAUGGCUCGACUUUUCUAUCACAAGCCACAGUUUGCGAUUCUCGAUGAAUGCACAAGUGCUGUUAGCAUGGACGUUGAAGAUUCUAUGUAUUCGUAUUGCCGACAAGCAAAUAUUACAUUGUUCACAGUCUCGCAUCGACGAUCGCUUUGGAAACAUCACGAGUAUUACUUACAAAUGGAUGGAAGAGGAAAUUACGAAUUCAAACCUAUCGAGUCAGAUACCGAAGAAUUUGGAUCGUGAAUGUUCGUGUCCCUUGCAUCGAAUGAUACUUGCCAAAAUGCAAGGGACGCCGACGUUACGUUUCGAUAAUUCAAGUAAUUUAAAUGUACAUCCGCAGUGUACAGCAUUAUACAUGGUGAGUUACUUAAUUUGACUACCCUAAAUUAUUUGUAAAGUGUAUUUAAAUUGCAAGUAAUUCAAGGUGGUCCCAGUCAGCUGACUCAUCCUGUAUAUGUAUCACAUGUAUUGAGUGUUAAACAAUGCAUAGAUUUACAAGAACUGUGUACAUGAUUGUAUAUUUUUAUAUUGAUGUUUUUUUUAUAAAAUAUGAAAAAUAACGUAAAAAAAAAAAAAAACGCUAGUGUACACUGCAGCAGGCCUUAAUCUACUUGGCCUAUUUUACGGAUAUAUUAAAAAUGUUAAUAUAUUAAUAUAUAUUUUUCCAGUACUGUCAAAAGGAGAAAAGCUGUAAUGACAAUUUUCUUUCUCUUUGAUUUAAGAUUUAUCUAUCGUACAAGUAACAUAUUUUUGAUACUUAACGAUUUUCCAAGAUUCCAAUACCAUUUCUACCAUCUACGAAUGGUAAACAUAUUACACAUUACAAAAUUUAACCACCGGUAUACAUGUAUAACAAAAAAGGGGUUACAGUUUUUAAAAUGAUUUUUUAUUUGAAUAAUAUAAUUAUUAUUUGUUAUGUGUAGAUCACAUUGUAUAAGAAUUGCGGAGUAUAUAUAUAUAUAUAUAUUGGAUUGCUGGACAAUAAAGAAUGUGUAAUAAAGUC